Penicillium bovifimosum is the source of this 849-nucleotide messenger RNA. It is a transcript of the gene ssuA, whose product is annotated as RNA polymerase II subunit A C-terminal domain phosphatase. The coding region runs from base 1 to 849 and encodes 282 amino acids. Gene Ontology annotation, molecular function: RNA polymerase II CTD heptapeptide repeat phosphatase activity. Gene Ontology annotation, cellular component: mRNA cleavage and polyadenylation specificity factor complex; nucleus. NCBI's taxonomy places the organism in Eukaryota, Fungi, Ascomycota, Eurotiomycetes, Eurotiales, Aspergillaceae. Gene Ontology annotation, biological process: termination of RNA polymerase II transcription. The record is from RefSeq and is a predicted model, not a curated record. The transcript has a single exon.
AUGGCAUAUGAUCCCCGCCGAACAAAUUCGGGAACUUCAACUCCCCAACCUCCACCUCCCCCUCCACCACCAGAGCAAUCCACAGCCAUGGCAACGACACAGGUCCUAGAAUCCGCCAGCCAACCGCCAGACUCGUACAAGCUGAAGUUUUGCACCGUCUGCGCCUCCAACAACAACCGCUCAAUGGAAGCCCACCUCCAACUCUCCGGAGCACCAGCCGCCUUCCCCGUCAUCUCCUUCGGCACAGGCUCCCUCGUCCGCCUCCCCGGCCCAUCAAUCACCCAGCCAAACGUCUACAGCUUCAACACAACCUCCUACAACCAGAUGUACGAAGAGCUACACAGCAAAGACGAGCGUCUAUACCGCAGCAACGGCAUCCUGAACAUGCUCGACCGCAACCGCCAGCUGAAAUGGGGCCCAGAGCGCUUCCAGGACUGGGUGCCCGGUGUGCCGCGCGUCGAGCAUCUCUCAAAGGGCGACAAGGGCGCAACCGGCACGGAAGGCGGUGUCGUCGAUGUCAUCAUUACUUGCGAAGAGCGCUGCUGGGAUGCGGUCGUCGAUGACUUGAUGAAUAAGGGCUCGACUCUCAAUUAUCCCGUUCAUGUCUUCAAUGUCGAUAUCAAGGAUAAUCAUGAGGAGGCGUUGACGGGUGGAAAGGCGAUUCUGGAUCUGGCCAAUCGCUUGAAUGAAGCUGCCGUUGCUGAACAUCGCAUUCAUGGUUCGCAGGGCUGGGAGAAUGGGACUGGUCCCGCGCGUCAGAGCUUCGAUGAGAAGGUCCCUGAGAUUUUGGCUGGGUGGCAGGAGAAAUACCCUAAUUUGCCGGCCUUGUGGACUUUGGCUUGGCUUUAG